CAUCAACAGUUCAGAGUCAACAGUCUUCUAGGCAACAUCAAGAAAUAUGCAGAGCAGCAGCAUUCUCAUUCUGGCCGUGGUGGCCAUCAGUGCUUGUGUGGAGGCCAUGCCCCAACGCUUCCAAACUCUGCCCUAUUAUCCACCACCAAGGCAACCUCAGCCUCCUAUUCGAGUGCGUCGUCAGGUGCUGGGCGGUUCCCUGGCCUCAAAUCCUGCAGGAGGCGCUGACGCCAAGUUGGCUCUUAGCAAGGGCAUUGGAAGCCCAGACCACAAUGUGAUUGGACAAGUCUUUGCUGCAGGCAACACUCAGAAGGGUCCUGUUACCACUGGUGGAUCGUUGGCCUAUAACAAUCACGGACAUGGCUUCGAUCUGACCAAGACCCACACUCCCGGUGUCCAGGACAGCUUCACUCAGUCCGCCCAUGCCAAUCUCUUCAACAAUGGCAGACACAACCUGGAUGCCAAGGUUUUCGCCUCCCAGAAUAAGCUCGCUAAUGGCUUUGAGUUCCAGCGCAAUGGAGCUGGACUGGAUUACUCCCAUAUUAAUGGUCAUGGUGCCAGUCUGACGCACUCGAACAUUCCCGGCAUUGGCAAGCAAUUGGGUCUGGAUACUCGUGCUAAUCUCUGGUCCUCCCAGGAUCGCAAUACUCGCCUUGACUUGACUGGAAAUGCCUCAAAGUGGACAAGCGGUCCUUUCAGUGGCCAGACCAACUUUGGCGGCGGAUUGGGACUUAGUCACCAUUUCGGUUAAAAUGAUCAACUGAAAAUUAACUCUAUCUCUAUUUAUUGUAAUUAUUUAAAAUAUUUCGAAAUAUUUUAAAGUAACCAUUUGAAUCAAGUCUUUAUAUAUGUUUUCUGGACGCACUAUAGAAAAUUGAUUAUUUUUCUAAAAAAUUAUUCAUUUUUGAACACCCGCCCUUUAAAAUGCAAUCGUUACAUUUUCAAUGCGAAUGGCAUUUUUACAGUGGUAGGUUUAAGACAAUCGAAACUAUAUAAUGAAUGAACAGAAUUUUUACAGUGAAGCCGUUAACACUUUGCUCUAUUUAAAAUUAUGUUUAU
Molecule: messenger RNA, 1059 nt
Organism: Drosophila albomicans
Lineage: Eukaryota; Metazoa; Arthropoda; Insecta; Diptera; Drosophilidae
Product: attacin-B-like
Exons: 2
Coding region: 47-751 (234 amino acids)
Biological process (GO): defense response to bacterium
Cellular component (GO): extracellular region
Source: RefSeq, a predicted model, not a curated record